Molecule: messenger RNA, 3126 nt
Organism: Aquila chrysaetos chrysaetos
Lineage: Eukaryota; Metazoa; Chordata; Aves; Accipitriformes; Accipitridae
Gene: NHERF4
Product: PDZ domain containing 3
Exons: 8
Coding region: 876-2300 (474 amino acids)
Biological process (GO): protein localization to plasma membrane
Cellular component (GO): apical plasma membrane
Molecular function (GO): protein-membrane adaptor activity; signaling receptor binding
Source: RefSeq, a predicted model, not a curated record
GGAUGGGGCAGCCCACUUCUGCUCCAGCCCAUGCUGAACCAGUUGGUCUUCCCCACCGUGGGCCACCCUUGGGGGCAGCUGGAAGCUGGGACACCAGGAUCUGUUCCCAAACUGGGUGUCCCAAGGUGCUGGUCCCUGCUCCCAGCUCUGCUGGGUGAGGGCUAGCAGUGCCCCAGGGCUGGGAGGGCAGGGGAGACAUCAGGGCUGUUUAACCAUUAAACCUGGAGCGUCUUGGAAGAGGCGGGGACACUGGCUUCCCUGCCACUUCACCCUGUACCUUGCUCCCUCUCACAUUCCCUACAGCCAUGAAGCAAACAAAAGGUAUGUGCCGGGACAGUGGGGCUUUGUUCUGCGGAGACCCUUCCCCACGAGACAUGCAUGUCUCCAGGUCCUGCUUCCACACGGAGCAAGGCAAUGUCAGAGCCCAGGCAGGCCACGGAAAGGAGCUAGAGGCAUCCAGGAAAAUGCAGAUGGACAUUCUAGGGGCGCUUGGCAGGAAUCUCCCCUCCUUGGGUUUGGGGGUCCUUCUGCUGCAAGAGGUGGGGAGGGGUUUUAUGGGGAGGUAUGCAGGGAAAGGCCUCUGUCUCCAUCUCCUGGCUCCAGCCAGCUCUCUGGGGCCCUGGUGACGCUUCCCAUCCUGCACUCAAAAGCCCUGUAAACCCCAGGACUGACCUCCGUCUGCAUACUGCCGCCUGGCCCUACUUUGCCCCCGGUGCUGCAGGACCCCGCUGGGCUGGGCAGUGGGUGCGCAUUGGACAAAAGCAGCAGGUGUCCUGCUGCUUUGAAAUGCAAGAGGACACUGGAGGUGGGGCCAAGGGCCAAGCUGAGCCUGGGCACAGGCUGUAGCCGGGGGGCAGAGUGGCUGGGGGGGCUGCAUGGACUUGGCAAACCCACCUCACCUGGCGUGGCAUGCUCAGCCUGCGAAUGGACAAGCCCUGAGUGCUCGAGAGCAUGGGGUCUGCUCCCGGCCCGCCACCUCCUGCGCUGACCUCUCCUCUCCCUCUGCAGGGCUCGAGGGUGACAAGAAGUCCAUCAUAAAAUUUGAAUUUAACCCCAAAGAUGGGAUCGACAACCCUGCCUUGUCGCUGACUGAGGACACGGAUGGCAAGGGUGUGGGGGAGCCCCGCUUCUACCUCCUGAGCAAGGGCAGCGCAGAGACCUUCGGCUUCUGCCUCCACGAGGAGCUGGGCUGCCAGGGCCACGUCAUCCGGCAGGUCGAGCUGGGGGGUCUGGCCCAGCGCAGGGGGCUGCAGGAUGGGGACCGGCUCCUCCAGGUUAACGGCCACUUUGUGGAUCACAUGGACCACCGCAGGGUGGUGCAGAAGAUCAAGGCCAGUGGCAACCAGGUCCUACUGGCGGUGCUGGACAGCAACUCCUAUGAAGCGGCCAAAGCCCUGGGCAGGGACCUGUCACAGAUGCUGCCAGCUGACAUCCGCCCCCGCCUCUGCCACAUCACGCGGGACAAAAGCGGUUUUGGCUUCAGUGUGUCCGGUCCAGAAGGCAUAAAGGGCACCUUCCAGCUGUCGGUGAGGCAGGAUGGGCCAGCGGAGAAAGCAGGGGUGCCACCAGGCUCCUGGCUCCUGGAGGUGAAUGGGGCCAGCGUGAGGAGCUACUCACAUGCGCAGCUCGCCAGAAAGCUUAAGCAGAGCGGCAGCAAGGUGACGCUGCUUGUGGCGUCCAGUGCUGUGGAGGAGUUUUACCGCCUGCGGGGCCUGCGGAUCACGGCUGCAUUGGCAGAUACCUCCUGGCUCCCCUUCAAGGUCCGGGAGCUGCACAUGGUGAAGGGUCCAGCUGGCUACGGAUUUCUGCUCAAAGAGGAUGACUGCAGCUCAGGGGCCACAGGCCAGUUCCUGUGGGAUGUGGAUGCAGGGCUGCCGGCCGAGCAGGCAGGGAUGAAGGAAGGGGACCGUCUCCUGGCUGUGAAUGGUGAGAGCAUUGAGGGGCUGGACCACCAGCAGACAGUGCUCAGGAUCCGCGCCCAUGAUGACCAGGUGACGCUGCUGGUCAUCGACCCUGCUGGCGAUGAGUUCUAUCAGUCAAUCGGGCUGUCCCCUCUGCUGUUCUUUGAGGACAGUGACCCUCCCUCAGGCUCCUGCACGCCCUCCUUGCCCUCUCCCAGUGGCUCCCCUGGACUCUGUCACAUUGAGGUGGGACCAAAGGGACCUGGCUCCUGGCUGGUGGCUGCUAGCAGCAGUAUAGGGUUCACACAGGUAACCCCUCUUGCCAGGCCUUUGUGGCAGUGCUGCUCACAGCCUGGCACUGCUCUGAGUCCUGGCACCCUCCUGCCCUGCCUGUCCUAAUAUUUCCCUGGCACCUGUGAUGCUGGCAGGAGGGGGCUGCCUGGUCCCCUGGCCACAGGGGCCAGGCAGAAAGACCCCUCCAACCUGCCCAUGGGGCAAGGGUGGAAUGUGGUGGGGUGGGUGGAUGUGUGCUGCCCACAAUGCCCCCACUGUGUCCCCGCAGAGCCCAUGCCAGGAGGAGCAGAGGAGGCUGCACCAGGCGUUCUAGCAGCCCAGGAGCACCCUGCCACCAGCAAGGCUCCCCCCCCCAGCACCUCGACCCAGGCCACGUCCAGCCCAUCGGUGCCCCCCGCCUGGCUCCCCGGAGAGGGCACGGCCAUCGCACACACACCUCACAGCAUCACACCCCCCAGAGACAUCUUCACUGACCGAGGCUGUCUCCAAGCUUUUAUUAACCGUGGUGGUGACUUCUUGUAACCUGAAGACAGACCUGUGUCUUUGCCUGCGCAGCUGCCUCCAGGGUUAUCUAGGGACAUUGCGCUGAAGCCCUUGCCCACCUCCAGGCUCCAGGAGCUCCCAGGAGACCUGAGGCAUUGCCCUCCACACCAUGACCCAGGGGACCGGGGAGCCUGAGGGGGCUUGGCUCAGCCCAGGGCUGGUCUUCGGGCCGCUGUGUGAAGGGGAAAGGAGCAGCGGAGGCCAAUGGGGCACUGGAGGAACCCCCCACCUUUCAGCCUGUUGGCUGAGGUCUGCCCCUGCACGGACAUCUCUCUUGUGCUCCUCCUCUCACCCUCCCUAUGAACCUGUGGGCAUUGAGUGUCUGCCACCCAUCACAGCACUGUUCCUGCAUCACCCAUUUGGGGUGUGAUUAAAGGACAAAUCCACA